Messenger RNA from Mycena citricolor, 246 nucleotides. The record is from the annotation of a GenBank genome assembly. NCBI's taxonomy places the organism in Eukaryota, Fungi, Basidiomycota, Agaricomycetes, Agaricales, Mycenaceae.
AUGGAGAUUGACCAAACCAGAGCCCGCAGCAGUGUUUGUUGCACCUGCUUCCAAUGCGGCAGCCCAGGACACCUGGCCCGGGACUGCCUGACCCCAGCCAAUGUCCUGGAUGAAGUGAUCAAUCAGCUGGGAAGCAACCUAUUGGCAGAAUUAGUAGCUCGGCUAGCAACUACGGCGGCCAUAGAAGAACAUGAAGCGGAGAUUGCCGACAAGUUGGAGCAGGGUUUUCUCCCCCGCGACAAGUGA